Molecule: messenger RNA, 1463 nt
Organism: Actinia tenebrosa (Australian red waratah sea anemone)
Lineage: Eukaryota; Metazoa; Cnidaria; Anthozoa; Actiniaria; Actiniidae
Product: NACHT, LRR and PYD domains-containing protein 1b
Cellular component (GO): cytoplasm
Source: RefSeq, a predicted model, not a curated record
UUGUGUUUUGAUUUUCAGAAUAUACAGAAAAACUGAAGUCAUCCAUCAAACAGCAAACCUAUUUUCUGUUGUCAGAGGAAGAAGACAAGAAAAUUAGAACCGAUGACAUCUUUACGAGUGUGACUAUCCAACGUGGUCUAAAACACUUCAAGGAACCUAAGUAAAGGAGAUUUGGCAGCAGACUGUUGGAUGAAAUUCAAGCGAGUAGUAAAAAACUAACAAACUGUUCAGAAAUGUUUGUUUGCCCAGAAAAUGAUGAUCAGCAGUCCACAGCUUCUUGCACGACCAAUCCUAAAUCUAUCUUGUUGACGGGCAAAGCAGGAAUUGGAAAAUCCCUUUUUUGUCGGAAGCUGACACGGGAUUGGUCGCAUAACCGAUUGUUUGAGGAAGGUCAAAAAAAUGCCAAAGUACCUGAUUUUCAGUUUGUAUUCCUGUUGACAUUCCGUCAACUUGUUCUUCCAGAAGAAAAACUUAAUUUGUGUGAUAUCUUAAAUCUGUCCUCCCUACUGAACGAGCACUCGGUGAUAGACGAGCCAUUACUGCAGUACAUGAUUGACAAUCCUGAGAAGCUGCUCAUCAUCCUCGAUGGGUAUGAUGAGUAUAAACCGCAUCGAGAGAAAAUCACCAGGGACUUUGAGACAAGAUACGCAAACAACCCUGAUGAAAAAAUACCUGUUCCUGCUCUGAUUGCCAAAAUCAUGAAAGGAAAGAUGUUAAACGGUGCAGUGGUCCUGAUAUCCUCGAGGCCUGAAGAAGCCGAGGAAUUAAAAGAAAUUGUCUUUGAUGUGAGAUGUGACAUUCAAGGAUUUUCUUCACUUCAAGUGCUAGAAUACAUCCAAAAAUAUUUCAAAGAAAACGAAAGCAUGAAGAACAAAGUACUUGAUCACAUCAAAAAGAAUGAAAUUCUUUUAAGUUUUGGUCACAUUCCUGUGAUGUGUUUUCUAAUGUGCUACUAUAUUAAAUGGCACAUGACUAAAUCAAAAACCACAGAAAAACUACCCGUCACAAGAACAGAACUUUAUCAUGAAGUAAUCAAAGUAUUUAUCAAGAAACAUUGCUCUCCUAAAUAUGAAAAAAUGGAAGAAACUAAAGUACAAGAAAUAUUACAUAAACUAGCUGAACUAGCGGUGAAUUUAAUGAUGAUCAUUAAGCCCCUGGAGUACAUUUAUUCCGAAAGUUCAAAGCCCUCUGCCAGAGUAGAGAGGUGGGUUCUCAAGUUACAACCCUACCAUUGUACAGUUAAGUACAUUCCUGGGCCCAACAACAUAGCAGAUGCCCUGUCCCGCCUUACAAAGGACACUCCAAUGAACAACAGGAACAAGACGGAAGAGUAUGUUUGUUUCGUAGCAGCUAAUGCAACCCCAGCAGCCAUAAGCAUGGAAGAGAUUAAGAAGGAAUCUGCAGAAGACAAAGAAUUAAUAGAGCUGCGGAAAUGCAUUCUCUCGGAUGCGUGGGAGACAUGA